CCACCGUCACCUCUCCUCUCGCUCUCUCGCUGGCCGUGCUCGCUCUCGCCGUCGUCGCGUCCGCCUGCUCCGCCACUUACCGGGGCUUCGCGAGUUCGCGACGCGGUCCGAGAGUCGCUCACAUAGGCACCCGGCCUCGGGCUUCGCGCGCUGACGACGCCCGACCGAGACCCCACGACCCCCGGAUCGCAGUGGCGCUCGCGACCCAACGGCUGGAGAUGAAGUUCGGCACGGUGAGUGCGGUGGCGCUGGCGGCGCUGGUGAUGGCGAGCCUCUUGCCGGGCCCGGCGUUGGCGCAGGGCGACCCCUUCACGUCAGACGAGUACUGGAACAUCGGGCAGGAGGGCGAGCCGGAGCCGCGAUCGUCACAGGGGCGUGACCCCUGGGCGACCUCGGGGGAGAGCGGCCCGACCCCCGAGCCUCCGCCGGAGAGCGUCCUGCCCACCAUUCCACCCGUCGCCACGCUCUCGCCACCGCCGCUGCACUUGUGGUUCGAGAGCGGCGAGGACGACAGUGCCGCGUACCUGGAGGACGCCGAGGCCAUGCUCGGGGCCUCGCACGAUCUGUGCCGCGCGACCCCGAUGGACCUGGUGUUCGUGCUGGACGGCUCGCGCAGCGUGCUCGCGCACAACUUCGUCAAGGUGAAGCACUUCGUCAACGCCCUCGUCGACUCGUUCAGCGUGGGGCCCAGCGCGACCCGCGUCGCCGUCGUGCAGUACAGCAGCCGCGUGCGCACCGAGUUCACGCUGGGCGAGUACGACUCCAAGGAGGCUGUCAAGGCGGCCGUGAUGCGCAUGAGCUACAUGGAGGAGGGCACCGUGACGGGCAAGGCGCUGAGCCACAUGACCGAGAAGAGCUUCAGCCCCGAGGAGGGGGCGCGACCCAAGGGCCUCGGCGUGCGCCGCGUGGCCAUCGUCAUGACGGACGGCCGCUCCGCCGAUGACGUCAAGGACUCGGCGCGUGCGGCGCACGAGGACGGCAUCCUGGUGUUCGCCCUUGGCGUCACGGACAGCGUGGACGUGUCGGAGCUGGACGCGAUCGCGUCGAAGCCGUCCAGCGCCUACAUGCACCACGUGGACGACUUCGACCUGCUCUCCAAGCUGCACGUGCAGAUCGUGCGCAAGAUCUGCGAGGGCCUCUCGUGCCUGGGUGCGACGGGACGCGACGGCGUGCCCGGGACCGACCUGGUGAAGGAGUUCGGUCUGGCGACGGCUCCUGGAGUGACGUCGGUGGAAGGAAGCUCCUCGGAUCAUCCCGCGUUCCACCUCGACGCUUCCGCCAGCCUCAUCAAGGACACCGUGUCCCUCCACCCGUUCGGGCUGCCCAACGAGUUCGCCCUGGUGGCCACGCUGCGUCUGCCCAUCGCGAUCAACUCGGAGGCGCCCUGGAGCCUGUGGUCGGCGCGUUCGCCCGACGGCGAGGAGCAGGCCUCGCUGCUCGUCGACGGCCCCUCGCGUUCCGUCGAGUUCUCGUCGCGCCGCUCGGGGAGGCACACCUUCGGCCAGCUGGACGCGCUCUUCGACGGCGAGUGGCACAAGCUGGCGCUGUCGUCGCGCCACGGCCGGGUGGCGCUGCUCGUGGACUGCCGCGCCGCCGGCGCGUCCGACGUGUCCGAAGCAAGGGACGAGGCGGUCGUUGAAGGCGGCACCACCGUCGUUGCGCGCCGGGCUGACGGGUCGACCGUUCCGAUCGACGUGCAGCAGCUGCAGGUGUACUGCGAUCCCGAGAGGGCCUCGCUGGAGGUCUGCUGCGAGCUGCCGAACGUGAUUGACACCAGGUGCGCCCCGCGGGUCCUCGUGGUUCCGACGCCACCGCCGCUCCCGUCGCCGCAGCCCGCGCCGGCAGCCGAGCCUUGCACGUGCCGGAUCGGACGCCUUGGACAGCCUGGGUUUCCUGGGACAAAGGGUCCAAAAGGCAACAAGGGAGAAUCUGGAUUCCCCGGGAAGCAAGGUCGAGCGGGAUACCGAGGCUUUAAAGGAGCCCGGGGGAGAACCGGGGACGGUGGCCUCACGGCUGCAUUGCUCAUGCACACACUGUAA
Messenger RNA from Lethenteron reissneri (Far Eastern brook lamprey), 2039 nucleotides. Its product is annotated as collagen alpha-1(XXII) chain-like. The record is from RefSeq and is a predicted model, not a curated record. NCBI's taxonomy places the organism in Eukaryota, Metazoa, Chordata, Hyperoartia, Petromyzontiformes, Petromyzontidae.